Molecule: messenger RNA, 1682 nt
Organism: Salarias fasciatus (jewelled blenny)
Lineage: Eukaryota; Metazoa; Chordata; Actinopteri; Blenniiformes; Blenniidae
Gene: fbp2
Product: fructose-1,6-bisphosphatase 2
Exons: 7
Coding region: 185-1198 (337 amino acids)
Biological process (GO): fructose metabolic process; gluconeogenesis; fructose 1,6-bisphosphate metabolic process
Cellular component (GO): cytoplasm; cytosol
Molecular function (GO): fructose 1,6-bisphosphate 1-phosphatase activity
Source: RefSeq, a predicted model, not a curated record
CAGGCUCACAAAUAGCUGGCUCUGGGACUGAAAAGGACGUGGGCUGGCUCCGAGGUCGCUCAGUCUGCAGGCCUCCCUCCCCGGACCACCACUCACACGCUCUCUCUCUCUCACUCACACACACACACACACACACACACACACACACACACACACACACACGGAAGGAGCCGGAGCAGCCAGCAUGUCGGACCAGUCUGCCUUCGACACGGACGUAUGGACCUUGACCCGGUUCGUCAUGGAGACCGGCCGGCAGGCCAAAGGAUCCACCGGAGAGCUGACCCAGCUCCUCAACGCCAUGCUGACGGCCAUCAAAGCCAUCUCCUCCGCCGUGCGCAAGGCCGGCCUGGCCCACCUGCAGGGCAUCGCCGGCACCGUCAACGUGACCGGGGACGAUGUGAAGAAGCUGGACGUGCUCUCCAACGACCUGGUCAUCAACAUGCUGCAGGCCUCCUACGGAUCCUGCUGCAUGGUGUCCGAGGAGAACAAGGAGCUCAUCGUCACUCCCAAAGACAAGAGGGGGAAGUACGUGGUGUGUUUUGACCCUCUGGACGGCUCCAGUAACAUCGACUGCCUGGCUUCCAUUGGAACCAUAUUCGCCAUUUACAAACGGGUGACGGAGGACGAGCCGUCGGAGCAGGACGCCCUGCAGCCCGGCAGGAACAUGGUGUGUGCCGGCUACGCCCUGUACGGCAGCGCCACCCUGGUCGCCCUGAGCACCGGCACCGGCCUCAACUUCUUCAUGCUGGACCCCGCCAUCGGCGAGUUCAUUCUGACGGAGAGGAACGUGAGGAUGAAGCAGAGAGGGAAGAUCUACAGCCUGAACGAGGGCUACGCCCGGUACUUCCACCCGUCCGUCAACGAGUACCUCAAACACAAGAAGUACCCCGAGGACGGCAGCGCCCCCUACGGAGCGCGGUACGUUGGCUCCAUGGUGUCGGACGUCCACCGCACCAUCGCCUACGGCGGCAUCUUCCUGUACCCGGCCAACGAGAAGAGUCCCAAGGGAAAGCUGCGGCUGCUGUACGAGUGUAACCCGAUCGCCUUCCUGAUCGAGCAGGCGGGGGGCGUGGCCACCACCGGCGCCCAGCGGGUCCUGGACGUCCAGCCCGAGGCGCUCCACCAGCGCGUGCCCUUCGUGGUGGGCUCCGCCGACGACGUCAACGAGUACCUGGCCUUCGUCAAGAAGUUCUCCUGAAAGAAGAGUCUACAGAACUCUAGACAUGCAGCGCCGCGCGGUGUAGUUUGACACCAGCCUCAGUGGUUUUUGCGUUCAGGUCGGUCAGUGUAGCUGGUGUUGUUUUCCUCCACUGGUUUGGCUCAUUUCUUCAAACUGAAAUUGUAUUUUUUAAAACUCGGAGAUCGUUUGGUGAAUCGGUCUCAGAGUUCAGCUCAACUCCACCGUUCACCUCCUGGAGCGCCUCUCUCUCCCAGAACUCUUCUCUCAGGUUUCAAAGCUUCAUUUCUUUCUCAACCAAAUGAUCACUGUCCUCAAGAAGCUUCGUCUCUCUGGCAUCGUGAGUCUCUCACAGUCAGAAUGUUGAGAUGUUUCGUCUUGAGGCAGAAGAACGUUGAAAUAUUCCUCGUUCAGUCUGAGUCCAGUCCUCCAGUCACAAUGGUUCCUGUGAUGGUCUUUUGGGUUGUUCAGUUAACAGAAUACAUAAUGUAGAAGAAAAUGAAGG